Molecule: messenger RNA, 848 nt
Organism: Camellia sinensis
Lineage: Eukaryota; Viridiplantae; Streptophyta; Magnoliopsida; Ericales; Theaceae
Source: RefSeq, a predicted model, not a curated record
AGGUAGCUGCAAAGGAGAGUGAGAUUUGAUAUGUUGAACUCUUGUACUUACUUUUUAUAUUAUUUUUCUGUAUCAUUUAACUUAAAUUACUUAUGAACAAUUAUAUUACUUACAUUUUUACCUAUUUUUUUAUUUAAUUAGUCUCUGAAGUUAGAGUUGAUUUUUCUUCCAUGCACAAAUCUUACUACUUAAGCAGUUGAAGUCUUGGCUUCUGGCUGUAUUAAAUCAUGUAAUAUUGUUUAGAUAUAGGCUAUGACAUCAUGAAUGCUUCCCUCAUUCUUUUCAUUUAUUAAAAAAAAAAAAACUUUCCUCACUUUUUUAAUUGUUCAUAUGCAGAGAACAUGGGAAUGGGCAAAAAUGGCAACUACAUUGGAUCAUGUCGUUGUGGCAACUGAUGAUGAAAAGAUUGCUGAAUGCUGUCGAGGAUUUGGUGCUGAUGUGAUAAUGACAUCAGAAUCUUGCCGAAACGGUACUGAGCGUUGCAAUGAAGCACUACAAAAGCUCAAGGAAAAAUAUGAUGUUGUCGUCAAUAUUCAAGGGGAUGAACCUCUAAUUGAUCCGGAAGUAAUAGAUGGGAUUGUCAAAGCGCUGCAGGUGCCUUACAUCACUACUGCUUUGAUGGAUGCGAAGCUUGGCACGGAAGGGCGCAAGGAUCUUUUUGAUUGGCUAUCAAGGCAACUUAGUGGAUUAAGCAAUUUUCCUGAUGCUGUAAAUCUGAAUUAUGUAUUGUUUCAAUUUGUUAUGCUAGAUGGAUGUGACUUGUGAAUGAAAACUUAGAAUAGUUGUAUUGUGUCGAAUGUUAAUGAAUUAUGUAUUGUGUCGAAUGUUAAUGAUUCAGUUAAUUUGAA